Messenger RNA from Vidua chalybeata, 3303 nucleotides. RefSeq names its product collagen alpha-1(I) chain-like. The record is from RefSeq and is a predicted model, not a curated record. NCBI's taxonomy places the organism in Eukaryota, Metazoa, Chordata, Aves, Passeriformes, Viduidae. The transcript is spliced from 8 exons. Bases 1 to 3303 code for a protein of 1100 amino acids.
AUGGGAAUAACGCCGCCGGAUCGCCAGAUCAACCAGGUAGCCGCCACCCACGGCGGCGCCGCGGCGCUCCGCGCCAGCGCCCGGACGCCCGGCCCGCCGGCCCGCCGCCCUGCCAACCCUGACCGCCCCCGGCUCUUUCGCCGCUCCGACCCGCGGGAGCGGCAUCGCCGACGCCACGGGGGCGGCAUGGCAGCGACGGCCACCGGCGGCGGCGGCCGGCCGCAUCGCGACCCGGCGGCGCCUGGGGCGGGGAACGCCGCCGCCCGCGGGGCUCCCCCCCGCCCGCCGCGCGGCGGGGAGGCGAGGGACGCCCUCGGCGACGGCCGACCCCGGCGGCCGGCCCUUCCCGCGACGCCGCGGGCAAGGAGCCGGGACCGCUGCGCAGCUUCGGAUUUGGACGGCACGAGCCUUUCGGGGGGUCUCUCGCGGCUCAGCUCCAGCCGCACCGCCACCCGGCGCGCUGCUCGCGGCCGGCACCCACGGGGCGCUAGCCGGGACCGGGGCCAGCACCAGCACCUCGCCUGCAUUGAAGGACACCUGUGCAAGCUCGCGGGGCCACGCGGCCGUCACACAGCCCGGGACGGUCAAGCCGCCCUCCCCGGCAGCGGGAGGGGCGGCACCUCGCCUGCGACGGGAAGCGAAUUGGAAAGGAGACCGCCCUGCCCGAGCACCGGACCCCGCCGUGGCCUUCCCCAUGACAGAGAAGACCCGGAAGAGCCCGGCCGGCCGGGGGCCCUCGCCGACGCCACCCGAAAAGCCUCAUCGAUCGGACACACGGGACGCGGCUGCUGCUGCUGCUGCUGCUGCUGCUGCGGAAAGGAGGGGGGCAAAGCAGCCGCCGACACGCUGGCAACAAGGGCCCCACGGCCACGCUGCUCCUCCUGGGACAGCCGCUCGCGGAUCGAGCACGGCAGAGGAGCGCGGGGGGUGCCGCCACCCGCCCGCCCGCCGACAAGGCUUCCCUCUUUAGCCAGGCGACGGCGGGACGGGACCGCCGGGCUGGGGGUGAGCUUCACCCUUUCGCCCGGGGAACCCAUCCCAGCGUGCGAGAAGAAAGGUGCCACCGACCGCGCCACGGGCCACCGGCUUUCCCCCGGCCUCGCAGGCAGCAGCCGGCUCUCCCUCCGGAAAAAGACGGGGGACGGCACCACAAAAAGAUCUCGGCUCUCUCCUGUGCACACCUUGGCUUUCCUGGGCCCGCGCGCCUUCCCGGCGCGCCUCUCGGUGCCGCGGCUUAGGGCCGCCAGAGAAAAAGCGCAACGCAGGCCGGGCGGGCGGCCCCCACACCGCCCGCACGCCGGCGCGCGCCUGAAGAAAAAAACGGACCCGGCUGGAAACCCAGCCCACCGGGCAGAAGCGACUCGAUCCGCACACGACCGAGGAAGAGCGAGGCGACGCCGCCUCGCCCACCACACGCUCCGGGGGCUCUCUGGCGGCUUCCGGCCGAGGAAGGGGGACGACUUCCACAACACACGCUGCUGGCCCGGGGUGCCGCCACCCCGGCUCCACAGCACAUCGGGGGACCGCCCUCACCGAGCCCCUCAAGCCACGCGGCAACGCCGAAGCCAAGGCCGCGCGCCCCCCCGCCGCCCUUCCGACACGGACACGCUGGCAACAAACAGGUCGGGAGCGGGAGAACGGGACGCCGCCACCUCGGCGGGCGCUGCUCGGGGCUCUCGGCACCUCACUCGGCUCUCUCGGAGCCUCUCUGCUUCCCUGGGUCGGGACGGGGACCGGGACGACGCCACGCGACUCGUCCCGCGUCAGCGGCACUCGCUUUGCCCUGAGGAUGACCGCGCGCGCGGGCCCUCCUUCGCCGCUUCGGACACAGGCAUGCUGGAGGCCUGUGGGGAUGCGGCCCGUCACCUCGCUCCCAUAACUCCCCGGCACCGCCUGCAGGCUUUCCCCGCCUCCGCCCAACCGCCACGGCUGGGGGCGCCCCGCCCUCCCCCCCGUCGGACUCCCCGCCGCCGCCUGCAGACUUUUCCCGCCCCGGCCCAGUCUCUCCUCAGCCAGUUGGCACAGCGGCAGCGGCGGGAGGGCCGGCAGCGGGCCGACACCCAGGCAGCCGGGGCCUUCGGCCGGCAGGGGCGGGCAGGCUUAGCGCCCUCCCUUGCCCAACAAGCUUGCUCCUCAGGUCUCGCCGAGCCUUCUGCUCGGACGGCCUUCCUUCCUUGCUGCUCAGGCCCGGCCCCGGCCCGGCCUGCGGCGGGACGGCAGCGGCGGCAGGGGCUGAAGGGAGGGAGGCAGAAAUCCGGGCGGGAGCCGGGCCGCCGCGCCUUCGGCCGGCCGGGAGUCCUAAAGGCUCCCUCCUUCCCUCUCGGGGUGGCUGGGCGCGGGGGGAUGCGGGCAGGACGUCGGCGGGGGCGUGCGCCCGGCGGCAGCGGAAGCGGGCCGCCUUCGCCUCCCGGCUCUCGGGGGGAAAGAGGGUGCGCCGCGGGCCGCGCGCGGCCCCCGGAGCGGGUGGCGAGUGGCGGGCGUACGGGGGCCUGCCGGAUGCGCGGCCCGCCCGCCUUACGCCGGCUUGCGGGCCAGGACGAGGACGCGGGGUGGGGGGGGGGGGGGGGGGGGGGGGGGGGGGGCGGCGCGCCUCGGAUGGAGGACAACGAGUCUACCCCGGUCCUCGGGGGGCCGGAGCCCAAGUCGGGCCAGGACAACAGGUCUACCCACGGCCGCCGGCAGGCGGGAGCCCUGGUCGGGGCCGGGGAAACAGGUCUUCCCCGGGCCGCCGGGCGCCAGCAAGCCGAGGCCGGCCCGGGACAACAGGUCUACCCCGAGCCCCUCGGCGGCGGGAGCCCAAGGCCGGCCCGGGACAACAGGUCUACCCCCGCGCCCGGAGACGGCAGCAGCGGCAGCGGACGGACGGGCUUGCUCCCGCCGCGCCCGCCGCCGCCGCCGCCGCCUGCGCGGCCAAGCCCCCGCCCCGCGUAUCGGGCCUGGGACCCGCGCGGAGGGAAGUCGAGGCCGCGCGCGGCCCGGCGGGGCCUCUCUCUCUCUCUCUCUGGGCUGGCAAGCGCGCGCGCCCCCCCCCCCACCGACGGAGGAGCGCGCCGCCGGCGGCACGCGGCCCCUUCGCUCGCUUGCCCGGGCUCCCGGACUCCGCGUCUCGGGCCUGGGACCCGCGCGGAGGAGAGCGCCGAGGCGGACCGCGCUGGCGCGGGCACGGGCGCCCGCGCCGCCGGGGCCCCCUGUCGGCCCCGGCCCGCCGAGAGAGAGGCCUCGGAGGAGGAGGAGGAGGAGGAGGAGGCGGGCCGGCGCCCGCGCUCCUGCCGGCCAGCGACAAAAGCUUGUGUCGAGGGCUGA